CGCUUUUUGACAGUACCAAACUACAAAAACAUGUCUCCAGAUCUGAAUUAACGGAAUUUCUUCAAUAAAACUAAUAGUUAUUGAUAGAAAUUUUUUGUUUAUACAAAUAUUAAGUACUUUAAUUACAAUGAGUUCGCCAACACCUGAUACUCCUGAUAGAGAUGGAGCUCGUUCUCGUAUGACAUCACCAGCUCGUGAAUUUGAAAUGUUUGAAGAUGAAGGGGCCAUUCUGGGUGAUAAUCCGGAAGAAGAGGAAGAAGAUGGAGAGGAGCUUUUUAAUGAUAAUAUGGAAGCUGACUAUCGUCCAAUGCCAGCAUUGGAUAGGUAUGAUGCUGAAGAUCUGGACGAUGAAGACUAUGAAGCAAUGUCUGUCGGAGACCGUGUUGCAGCUGAGCGAGAACUUCAGCGACGAGACAGAGAUGAAGGCAGAAUGAGGAGAGAUGAUCGAGAUUUGCUUUAUGAUGAUUCUGACAAUGAAAGUGGAGAGGCUCCUCGUGCAAAGCGUCGCAGAGCUGCAGAGAAGGCUGCUACAGGUUCAGAUGAAAAAGUUGAAGAAGGCAUUGAGAGUAUUGAAAACUUAGAAGACACAAAAGGGUAUACUACCAAAGAGUGGGUGUCUAUGUUGGGGCCAAGAACUGAGAUAUCUAACAGGUUCAAAAACUUCCUCCGCACAUACACAAACAGUAAGGGUCAAUUCGUGUACAAAGAAAGAAUCCGGCGCAUGUGUGAACACAACCAGGCAUCGUUCCACGUGGAGUUCGACGUGUUGGCGCGAAGGGAACAAGUGCUUGCUUACUUCCUGCCGGAAGCGCCCUUCCAGAUGUUGCAAAUCUUCCACGAGGUUGCCAAGGAAAUCGUCCUUCAGAUAUUUCCGAGCUACGAACGCGUGACGUCAGAGAUCCACGUCCGCAUCGCAGAGUUGCCGCUCAUAGAGGAGCUGCGGACAUUCCGCAAGCUACACUUAAACCAGUUGGUGAGGACGGUGGGGGUAAUCACCGCCACCACGGGCGUCCUCCCGCAACUGUCGGUAGUAAAGUAUGAUUGUAAUCGCUGUGGCUACAUCCUGGGGCCAUUCGUGCAGUCACAGAACUCCGAGGUGAAGCCGGGUUCCUGUCCAGAAUGUCAAAGCGCUGGUCCCUUUAUGGUGAACAUGGAACAAACAGUUUACCGUAACUACCAAAAAGUAACUAUACAAGAAUCCCCGGGACGGAUUCCUGCAGGGCGAAUACCAAGGAGCAAGGAUUGCAUACUGCUGUCCGACCUUUGUGACAGAUGCAAACCUGGCGACGAAGUGGACCUCACGGGGAUAUACACUAAUAAUUAUGAUGGCUCUCUCAAUACUGAACAGGGUUUCCCAGUUUUUGCAACAGUGAUUAUUGCAAAUUAUAUAGUCGUGAAAGAUUGCAAGCAUAUAGUGGAAUCAUUAACAGACGACGAUGUUGCCAGUAUUGUCAAACUUUCAAAAGAUCCCCAGAUCGGAGAGAGAAUAGUCAAAAGUAUUGCUCCAUCAAUAUAUGGACAUGAUUACAUCAAACGCGGCUUGGCUCUUGCUUUGUUUGGGGGUGAACCUAAGAAUCCUGGCGAUAAACAUAAACUAAGAGGAGACAUCAAUGUUUUAAUAUGCGGUGACCCCGGCACAGCUAAAUCACAAUUUUUGAAAUACACAGAAAAGAUUGCACCCCGAGCUAUAUUCACAACUGGACAAGGCGCCAGUGCCGUUGGUCUCACGGCGUACGUGAGGAAGAGCCCUACUACAAGGGAAUGGACAUUAGAAGCAGGAGCGUUAGUUUUGGCAGACCGAGGUGUCUGUCUCAUAGAUGAGUUCGACAAAAUGAAUGACCAAGACCGAACUUCCAUCCAUGAAGCCAUGGAACAGCAGUCAAUAUCUAUUUCUAAAGCUGGUAUUGUCACAUCAUUGCAUGCUAGAUGUUCAAUAAUAGCAGCGGCUAACCCUAUUGGCGGUCGUUACGACGCGUCGCUCACAUUUACAGAGAAUGUCAAUCUCUCCGAGCCUAUAUUGUCUCGGUUUGACGUUCUCUGUGUAGUCAGGGACGAAGCUGAUCCCAUGCAAGAUGCUCACUUAGCUAAGUUUGUAGUGAGCUCGCACAUAAGACAUCAUCCAACUCAGCGUGGCGCAACUUUAGAAGAUACAUCAACGGAAAAUGACUUUAUCCUACCACAAGAUCUCUUUAAGAAGUACAUUGUGUACGCCAGAGAAAAUGUUCAUCCAAAAUUACAGAAUAUGGACCAAGACAAAGUUGCUAAAAUGUAUAGCCAGCUACGACAAGAAUCCUUGGCAACCGGCAGCUUACCUAUCACUGUUCGACAUAUUGAAUCUGUUAUCCGGAUGAGCGAGGCGCACGCUCGGAUGCACUUGCGGAACCAAGUGAACGAGGAAGAUGUUAAUCUCGCCAUCAGGACCAUGCUGGAGAGCUUUGUGGAUACACAGAAGUACAGCGUCAUGCGCGCAAUGAGACAGACAUUCCAGAAAUAUCUAUCGUACAAGAAGGAUCAUAGUGAGCUACUCUACUAUAUUCUUCGACAACUUACAAUGGAUCAACUAGCCUAUAUGAGGGGUCUUCAUAAUCAUUCGCAGUCAACUAUUGAAAUCUCUGAGCGUGACCUUAUUGAGCGAGCAAGACAGAUUAACAUCUCAGACUUAAAACCCUUCUAUGAUAGCAGAAUAUUCAAAUUAAACAGCUUCAGCUAUGAUCAAAAACGUAAAGUCAUUAUUCACACUCUUCCUGAAGUGCCGACAGUAUCAUAAAAUUAAAUCGUUAAACAAAUUAUUUUUAAUUGGUUUUACAUUAACUUUCAUUUUUGCUUUAUUAUGAUGUUGAUCAAUCAUAAAGAAUCUUAUUUUUCUUGUCACUUAUACAAUAUUAGGUGUAUAUUCCCACAGACGACAAUAUUCACAAUUUUUAUUUUAUACCUAUUAACCAUAAGUUUUACAUUUACAUUACUUUUAAAAUUUAGUAAUAUUGCGAAUAUUUUUCUUUUUAUUAAAGAUUUUCGAAUAGCUUUAGUUUAGCUUUUGGGGCUGAAUCAGUUUGAAAGGUAUUUGGUUGCUUUUGUAUUUUAAGACUUAAUUUUUUUGGCUACCAAGUUUUUCAGGUGCAUCAUUGUCUACAUACAUAUAAAUUAUAUCAUUGAUCAAGUAGACUUGUAUAAAGAAAGUAAACAGAUUAUAGAUUUGUAUUUUAAUCAUUGCAAGU
This is a messenger RNA of Nymphalis io (European peacock), 3215 nucleotides long. It is a transcript of the gene Mcm2, whose product is annotated as DNA replication licensing factor Mcm2. Gene Ontology annotation, cellular component: MCM complex; nucleus. The transcript is spliced from 15 exons. Bases 128 to 2767 code for a protein of 879 amino acids. Gene Ontology annotation, biological process: double-strand break repair via break-induced replication; DNA replication; mitotic DNA replication initiation. Gene Ontology annotation, molecular function: 3'-5' DNA helicase activity; single-stranded DNA helicase activity; single-stranded DNA binding. Lineage: Eukaryota; Metazoa; Arthropoda; Insecta; Lepidoptera; Nymphalidae. The record is from RefSeq and is a predicted model, not a curated record.